Trichoderma virens Gv29-8 is the source of this 2058-nucleotide messenger RNA. RefSeq lists its product as uncharacterized. The transcript is spliced from 6 exons. NCBI's taxonomy places the organism in Eukaryota, Fungi, Ascomycota, Sordariomycetes, Hypocreales, Hypocreaceae. The coding region runs from base 1 to 2058 and encodes 685 amino acids. The record is from RefSeq and is a predicted model, not a curated record. Gene Ontology annotation, biological process: positive regulation of transcription from RNA polymerase II promoter by galactose; DNA-templated transcription. Gene Ontology annotation, molecular function: DNA-binding transcription factor activity, RNA polymerase II-specific; zinc ion binding; RNA polymerase II cis-regulatory region sequence-specific DNA binding. Gene Ontology annotation, cellular component: nucleus.
AUGCGCAUGCAAAAAGCCUCUUCCACUCGUCGCAAGAAAAGAGCGACAACAGACGACAUCAACACUGCACCCAGAAAACGCCGCGCUCGCUAUGCUCUUCGCGCCUGUUGCGAGUGUAAACGCCGAAAAGUGCGCUGCGAUGGCCACAUGCCAUGCGAGCAUUGUAAAAGUCGAUCUAUUCAGUGCCUUUACGAUACGGAUCCAAAUUUGCUUACAAACUGUGCGUGCGACGCUUCACACCAGAGGAAUGACUGCAGCGAGCACGAGAACGACGGCAAAGAGGAUAUCAGCGAGAUUGGACGAUUGACUCGCCUAGUUGAGAACAUGCAGGCGCAGAUAAAUACGCUGAUUGAACUUAACAAGUCACCAAGUUACGGCCGUGGUCAAAGUGAAAAUCCUGCAAAGAGUCGGGAGACUCAAGCAUAUAACCCCUCUUUAUGUUCAAUAAGAAGUUGCUCAGAUAUAACCUUCGAUAUCGACAGUGCAAAACAUUCACCGCCCCGAUACUGGGGUGCAACCAGUUCCGACUACACUCUAAAUGUAGUUCGAUUCUGUAUUCAGCCGGCAGAAUCGCGUUGUGGUUCAUCGUGCAGCCACCGAAAGAUACAAUGCUACAAUCACGACUCAACGCCUUAUAGUCAAAAUGGGAGUUAUGAAGGGGUGGAAGAGUGUUCCGAAUCACACCAGCGAAAGAUGGCCUGCUUCUGUUCAGAUUGCACACGGCAUCUGCAGAAACUUGGCAAAACUCAAGCACUACAGCUCAUUGACAUAUACCAGGAAGUAUUUGGCUAUCUACAUCCUAUUCUUGACAUCGAACAACAAAAGUCACAGGUCAAUGCAAUUUAUGCUGUCCUUGAAUCUGGGCCAGAUGUCAGAAGCAGUCAGACUAAGAUUGAACAAGACAGCCUUGACAUGACGAAACUUGUUCUUGCCGUUGCCCUUCUUGCACAAACCACAGGGCAAAGCGUUCCCGCCUCAGCUUUGUACAACAGCGUCCAAAAUAGGAUCCAAUAUGCUAUGAUGUCCGCUUCCAAAAAUAUCCAAACUGUCGUCCUCAUACUGCUUGCGGCCAUCUAUCACUUUUUCCACGACGACGUGCAAUUGGCAUGGAGAAUGGGUGGUAUUGCUGGGCGAAUGGCCAUGGAGCUGGGAUUGCACCACCGAGAUACUCGACAACGAGCAGAAGAUGAAUCUGGGGAUCGCAUCACUAUCACAAAUAUUCUCUGGAGCAUCGUAAUUCUUGAUCGACUAUGGAGCUGCAGCAUUGGUCUCCCUCAAAACUUUCAGGACGCAGAUUUUGCCAAAUCACUUCCUGAACCUGUAGAGGCGCCAUACUUGAAAGCUAUGGUAUCAUAUGCUUCAUUUACUCCCAGACUCUGGGACCACAAUAGCCGCUUGCUCAAAACUAAUGCCAUCGAGGAUGAAGAUCUAUUCGACGUCACGAAUAUCCAGAUUAACCAAUGGAAAGAGAGAUAUCUGGCCGGUUUAUCUUACGUUCACCCAAAAGAUCGUGUGGAUGACACCCGUCCUCAAUCUUUGCCCACGUUACUGUAUCUUCGCGCCAACCGGCUCCGAGGUUUAGUUGUCGCGUCUUACUUUUUAUCCGGCUCUCGUCUUGUUGGUAAUAAGCAAAUGGCUCAGUCGGGAAUUGAGAUUGCUUGUGAUACAAUUGCCGUACUUUCCGACUUGGAUGCGACAACUGACAUAUACCGCAAACAACAUCCGGUUUUCCAGCAUUUUUUGGCUUCGUCGAUAGCCUUGUUGUUUUUGGUCAUUUUGCAUGAAUCUGAGUCCAAAGAAGACUCAAACACUUCUCUUGGAGAGAGAUUCAACUUGACAAGUUUGAGUAAAAGUAUAUCCUGCGCUUUCGGUCUCGCAGAAGUUUAUUCGGAAGCCUCAUCUGCCUCUGAGCGACUCUGGAAGCGCAUGGUAUCCACGAGAGACAGACUAUCGAAACUGGGCAUCCCUUACACUGACCAGGAGGUGACUAUCAUUCUCACAUAUCGCAUCUAUGGCGUGCCCGCCAUGUCAUCUCCGGAAUUACUCGCAAUCUUCUGA